UCUAAUAUAAAGUGUUUUUAUUGGAAACAAUAUAAUUUCUGUUUAUAUUUCUGUUCAUACAAAAGAUGGUUGAUAGAAGUUUUUUGGUUUUGGUUUAGGUUUGGUUUAUUUCUAGAUGCAAGGGCUCAUUUAGUUUUUGUUCCUAGUUUUAUUGCACUGUGAUCAGAGAAUGUUAACAUUUCUACAUUUUGCGAAUUUUUUUCUGAUUUAAUAUAUGACCAUAUGUACCCAAGAAGAGAGUUCAGCCUCUUUUGUCAGAUUGUGCUGUUGACUAGUCUGCCAGUCUGACUCUGGGAAGCCUCCUUAGAGAUGGCCCUGACCGGUCUGUCAUUCUGAGGAAGGAUCAGAGCUACGUCUGGCAGGGUGUGCCCUGCUCAGAUUCCUUACUUCCUUCUGUGGCUCUCAGCUGGUCCCUUUGAGCUGAGGCAUUGUCUGCUUUCGUGGCCGGCAGCCCUGGAGGGAAGCUGUUGUUGGUUUUUUGUUUGUUUUGGUGCUGGGGAUUUCUAAAUACAUUUAUCAGCAGAGUGUUUCCUGGGAGCAGAUUUAGAGUAGAGCAUGCAUGGUAUUUUUAAAAUAAAGGCAGGAAAUAUGGCUAAGAAGUGUCAUGUAGGAGCUGACACAUGUUCUGAGCCUGUAUACAUUUUGGCUUUUUGCUUCCUAUCUACAUUCAGUAUUUAUCAAUAGCAAAUUUAAGGGUGAGAGAAACAAGUGGGCAAAAGAGCUUGCCACAACUGGAAAAGGGGGAACACUACGUAUACAUGGGCACUUAGAAAUCAGGCGGUAUCUGUUACGCCCUAGAAAAUGUACAGGAGGUAGCUCCAUGUCCCCUUCAGAAACACAGAUAUCAAGCAGAAACUACCAGAACAAAGUUUGUCAGUUCUCUGAAGAACAGGCAAAGGUCUUCCCCAGCAAGAGCUGAGUCAAGAAAAGGCAGCUAGAGAGUGUGAGGAGAGCUUUGAAGUAUCCACUUGUCCCACCUCCACUCAGGACCUGAUCCUUGGUUCCAGAGGGAGCGGAGCUUGCCUUGAUCUCAAAGAGGCAUGUGUGUCUCUUCUCCUGAGUCCAGGGCUGCCUGGAGGACUGAUCCAGGUGCUUGUCAUUGUGCCCAUUUGGCACAGGAAAGUGGUGGGCAAAAUAAUUACAGUUGAAGCAAACAAUAGGACACUGAAUGCUCUGGAGGAAAAGCCAAGGAGAGACAUUCUUUGGGAAAGUAGGCCAUACUAAAGCGCUUGUGAAUACUGGAAAAUCUAAAAAGCCUCCUGCCUGUCCAAGACAACUCCCAUGCUUGGAAAAGACCUUCUACCUUAGAUUGGUCUUGAGGCUCAGUGCAAGGAGGAAGUGAAGGCUGAGGCAUCGUUGGGAACCCCCUGGCUAUGCAGCGAAGCGGGCCGAUCACAGAGCCACUCACAAACACUGGGAGAGGUUUCCUCUCUGUCUUUCUGGCUCUGGCUGUGUCUCUCUUCUCCUUUUGGCUCCUUAAUCUGUGCUCAGUUCAUGAGGGAAGCCUGGUGUAGAUGCUGAGAAUGUCUGCAAGAGCAGCAAACAGAGCUGGCUGCCUGUCCUUGGAGGAUGCUCAGGCAGGGAGGAGUGACCCUUGGUGGCAUGUGCAGAACACUGAGCUUCUCAGCUGUCUCAGCUUUAAUCUUUGGAGAUUGCUGGGGUUGGUAUGCCAGUCAGAAGUAGAGUUGAUCCUAAUUCUAUCUGAAUGUUUUAACCCCAAGGCAGGGCUCACCCUGCUGUCUCUGGGAGACCAAUGCAGAGGCUGAUCGUCCAAUCCUGCAGGGGACUACAGCAGCCACAGUCACAGCCCAGCCAAGAUCCCAGCUGCCUUCUCUGUACACAGUGCUGACUAUGCCUGACACAUGCUGUCUUUCCAUACAGGAAGGACAUUCCCAUGGAGCAUGUGACGUACGCAGACAGAGAGCAGACCAAGAAGGUGGUAUACUCCGUGGUCUAUGGAGCAGGGAAGGAGCGGCUUGCUGCUUGCCUUGGAAUUACUGUUCGGGAAGCCACCCAGUUUUUGGAGAGCUUUUUGCAGAAGUACAAGAAAAUCAAAGACUUCUCGCAAGCAGCUAUUGACCAGUGUUAUCACACAGGUAGGGCCGCCGCAGCCAUGCCCUGGCACCCUGGCUUCCUCUCCUCUGCAGCUUCCAGUGCUGUCUGUCACUCCUAGCUUUACAGCUGGCAG
Messenger RNA from Ictidomys tridecemlineatus (thirteen-lined ground squirrel), 2188 nucleotides. Lineage: Eukaryota; Metazoa; Chordata; Mammalia; Rodentia; Sciuridae. The record is from RefSeq and is a predicted model, not a curated record.